Botrytis cinerea B05.10 is the source of this 1460-nucleotide messenger RNA. RefSeq lists its product as hypothetical. NCBI's taxonomy places the organism in Eukaryota, Fungi, Ascomycota, Leotiomycetes, Helotiales, Sclerotiniaceae. The transcript is spliced from 5 exons. The coding region runs from base 186 to 1319 and encodes 377 amino acids. The record is from RefSeq and is a predicted model, not a curated record.
GUUUUCUCUUCCUUAAUCAUCUUAUUCCGAGCGUCUGUUAGGGUGACUGCAAAUUAAUUGUCACCUCAUGGCAUGAUGCGCUUCUACAACCUACAACAUCCUUCAGUAUACCUAAAAACACAUUUAACAAAUCCAACAAGAAUCACAUUCCAUCGCUACAAAGAAAGUCGUAACUUUCGUCACAAAUGAGAAUGGACUCUUAUGGUCCAUCGAUACUGGCGACAACAAUCCUUUUUCUUAUUCUCGGUGUUCUCGUUGUCUCACUCCGUUAUUAUACACGAGUGGUAAUUCGAAAUACUAUUGGCCAUGACGAUUUUCUCAUUCUCUUAUCUCUGGGCCUUUAUAUCGUAAUGGCAUCAUUACUCUUCGUCGGCGUUCAACGAGGCAUCGGCCAACACAAGAAGGAAAUGAAGACGGGUGACAUUGUUGAAAGCUCCAAGUACGUCUGGUUCACGGUCUUAAUUUAUAUAAAUGUUGUGACGGCAGUCAAGGCUUCCUAUGCGACAUGUCUCCUUCGUCUCACUGAGGCCAGUCCUUGCGCAUACGCUCUUUGGGCUGGACUAUCAAUCAAUGUUGUCCUAUGUUUCAUAGCAAGCUUUUACCUAAUUUUCAAUUGUCGGCCAAUUUCAUACGCUUGGAAGCAGGGCGAUUCGAGCGUAGAUGGAUAUUGUAAUUACGACUCAGCAGAUGCUCUAGGUUAUGCCUGGGCCGGAAUGUCUCUAGCGCUAUAUCUCCUCUUUACACUCAUUCCGGUCGCAUUAGUUUGGAAUAUGCAAAUGCACAUAAAAACGAAGACAUUCGUCGUCACUGUCCUGGGGUUAGGAUUAUUCGCUGGUGUUGCUUGUGCUGUAAGAAUCGGAGUGUAUGCUGUGGAUUUAGAUUAUACAGAUCCUCUAUAUUCAAUAUCUCCGAUGCUUAUUUGGUCCGUAGUUGAAGCUGGCCUGGGAAUCGUUGCAAGUUGCAUCGCAACAUUAAGACCUCUCCUUCGACACUACAAUAUUCAAGGCCUAGAAGAAAUCGAACUCGAAGGUGAUGACGGACACGGUGAGGGUGGACAAGGACACUUUCAACCGGCAUACAAAAUGUCAACAGUAUCCCAAAUCCUUAACAAGUUCACAGGUCAUGGUGCACAUACCGUGACCGUCAUUCACCAAGGAAGUGAAGCUACGAUUCCCGCGAAUGGCCAAAUCAAGGAGAGGAAGACGUAUAAUAUUUCUACUCUUCAGAGAACUUCGGCGGACAUGCAACACGAACGUGAAAUGCAAGGAGUUGCUGGCAAAGUUCCCGAGCCAGAUGAUGUGAAUACCGGGGGUUGGUGAGAGCAAACAAGAUUCAGAAUGAUUGCGAUAACACAGUAACAUUGGUCUUCGAGAAAAGAAGAAAUUGGGUCAAAGAUUCAUUUAUAUUCAGGUUAUGGUGCUGUUUUGAUCAAUGCAAAUACAUUUUCAGGUUCUGUUCUA